AUGAUUAAUAAAGAAUACAAAAAGCAUAAGAUUUACCAUUAUACCUCAACAGAUAAGGAGAAGCAAGCAAAUGCUGCCUUCCUGAUGGGUGCAUUCAUGAUCAUCGUCCUAGGCUACAACGCUGGUAAAGCUUUGGAGGUUUUCAAGGAAAGCGGUAUAUCUUUCAAGCCCUUCAGAGAUGCGAUCAUGGGCGAGUCCACUUACAAAUGCACUAUUAAGGACUGCCUGGAAGGACUCUACUGCGGAAUUCAACUCGGAUGGUAUAACUACGAUACUUUUGAUAGAAAAACUUAUGAGAAACUUGAGAAAGUCGAAAACGGAGAUAUGAAUUGGAUUAUUCCUGGCAAGUUUCUUGCAUUCGCUAGUCCUUCUAAUAACAAAUAUGAUGAGGACGGUAAAAGACAGUAUACCCCAGAGGACUAUAACCCCAUAUUCAAAAAAUUUGGAAUUGAUCUUGUGGUUAGAUUAAGUGAGAAAGAGUACGAUGAGACGAUCUUUACAGAUAAUGGAUUCGAGCAUCUUGAUAUACCAUUUGUAAGUUGAUCUAUCCCUCCCCAGGAUGUAAUUAGCAAAUUCUUAGAAAGAGCCGAAGAUACAUCUGGAGGAAUCGCAGUCCACUGUAAGAGUGGCCUUGGAAGAACUGGGACUCUUAUUGGACUUUACUGCAUGAAGCACUACGGAUUUCCUGCUGCUGCCUUUAUUGGAUGGAUUAGGAUCUGUAGGCCAGGAUCUGUGGUCGGACCUCAACAACAUUAUCUCAACGAGAUCGAAGAGGAUAUGAUGACACAGGGUGAUAGCUUGAAUAAAAAGAAAGAACUUAUUUCAGAAAUGGUUGACACGAUUCCUGAUGAGAAGAAGCUUUUGAUGGCUCCUCGUAUGAAGAGAAUAAAAAGAAUUAGAGAUAGGGACCAAGUUGAAGGUUAAAAGAAUUAAAAA
Messenger RNA from Moneuplotes crassus, 936 nucleotides. The record is from the annotation of a GenBank genome assembly. Lineage: Eukaryota; Ciliophora; Spirotrichea; Euplotida; Euplotidae.